Molecule: messenger RNA, 1665 nt
Organism: Cydia pomonella (codling moth)
Lineage: Eukaryota; Metazoa; Arthropoda; Insecta; Lepidoptera; Tortricidae
Product: zinc finger protein OZF-like
Exons: 4
Coding region: 142-1500 (452 amino acids)
Biological process (GO): regulation of transcription by RNA polymerase II
Cellular component (GO): nucleus
Molecular function (GO): DNA-binding transcription factor activity, RNA polymerase II-specific; RNA polymerase II transcription regulatory region sequence-specific DNA binding
Source: RefSeq, a predicted model, not a curated record
UUAAUCAGGACAAAUUAUGUGCUUAAGUAGUUAUUAAAUUUACUUAUGUCUCUCAACACAGCCAUUUGUAAGACGUAACGGCUUGUUAUGUAUAGUUAUCAAUAGAUUUAGUUUUUCAAAGAUUUUGUGAAAGCGAGCAUUAUGGAAGACGUCGUGGUUAAGAAGGAGCCCGGCUGGGAUCCCAGCACCAUGGUAGUAAUGGAUGAGAGUUGGCUGCCCCCUGGCCUAAUCCCUUCGGAUCAUGAUGAAGUUACCCAGGGGGGCGCGGCUUCCCUUCCCACCCUCCCCAACUGUUUCGUCAGGCUGGAGCGCUUGCAGGUCGGCGAUAUUUCGCAGAAAUGUAAGAACCUUCCUGGUUGUUUCGUACAACUGCAGCGCCUGUCCAACGAAACCUUGAACAAAGUUGCUGCCUCUACAGGUCUGACAACUUGCAAAGACAACACUGAAAACACCAUAUUUAAAUACGCCCUCACCUGCCCAGUCUGCGGAGACGUUUACCCCACCAAACGGAGCCUCUCGAACCACCAACGCAUGCAUACAAUCAAAAGGUACGACUGCAAUAUAUGCUCGAAGAGUUACAAAAUGAAAAAAAGUCUAAUAAGGCAUGUUAUUGAACAUGGGGAAGAGAAACCGACGCACGUUUGCAGCUUUUGUUGCAAAGAAUGCAAGACGCAGCGGGAUUUAAUCAUACAUGAACGUGUUCACACUGGGGAGAGGCCCUAUCCUUGCGAUAUGUGCGAGAGGCGUUUUAGUGCCAAGCAUAACUUGCUUAACCACAUGAAAACUCACGGUAGCAAACUAUAUCCGUACAAAUGCGAUGUAUGUCAAAAAAAUUUUUCGCGCAAAGAACACUUGUCAAAUCAUAGCCGUGUCCACACAGGAGAAAAACCCUACGUCUGCCCUUUAUGCCCAAAGAGAUUUUCUCAGAAAGGAAACUUAGUUCCUCAUCUUAGAUAUCAUAGAGGACAUAAACCAUACUCGUGUGAUGUAUGUGACAAAAGUUAUGCUGAAAGUAAAACCUUGAAAAUGCAUAAAAGAACGCACACUGGUGAAAAACCGUAUACCUGCGAUCAUUGUGGAAAAACAGUUUCACAGCGGGGUAAUAUGAUCACGCAUCUACUUGUUCACUCUGAAAUCAAGCCAUAUUCCUGCAAAGUAUGUAAAAAGGAUUUUAAGACAAAAGCACAUUUAAAAUAUCAUGUAGUAAUUCACAACGAAAAGCAGUUUUCUUGUGAGGUCUGUAAACGGUUAUUUAGUUAUAAAAAUUCUCUUUCAAGGCAUAUGAGGUCCCACACAGGUGAGCGUCCACACCCAUGUACAAUAUGUGAAAAGAGCUUUAUGUCUAAAAGUGAGUUAAAAAUACACUCCCACACCCACACUGGAGACAAGCCCUACUCGUGUGAUUCAUGUAAAGCUAAAUUCGCUAGUAAAACCCGUGUCAAAAGGCACAUUGUUAAUAACAGCUGUUAUUAUGCCCAAAACCAGCGUAAGCAGAAGUAAAAAAAAUAAUGGAGCUAAAUAGGGUUGUUUCCAAUUUUUUGAAACGCUCGUAUUACGUUCUUUAUUAACUAAAAGUUGCCCUAAAAUUCAACUUUUAUACUAAAAACGGCUUUAAAUAUGUUAAAUUAACAAAAUAUAUUUUGACAGAUGCUUUCGCGCCCAAAA